AUGUCAUCUCGAUGGGAGUCGCGCGACACCGAAGCGGGUGGUGCCUAUACCGUAGUUGCGCAAGGCGAUGCUGUAGAUCCUCCAUCGCAGGGACAGAACAUCAACAAUGCCGGCCAAAAUGACCCAAAUCUCGAAGCUCCUGAUUACAUUGGUUCUGUGCCAACGCCAGAGGACAUGCUGUUCCUUCCACGCGUUGCCGAUACGCUUCCACGAGGAGCCUUCCUAAUCGCCAUUGUCGAGCUUUGCGAGAGAUUCGCGUACUACGGUCUAUCCGGACCGUUUCAGAACUACAUCGCCAACGAGUAUCACGACUCCAAUGGACUCCCUGGCGCCCUCGGUUUCAAGCAAGCAGGCGCAACCGCAAUGACCAAUUUCUUCCAAUUCUGGUGCUACUGUACGCCAUUGCUGGGUGCAGUUAUCGCGGACCAAUAUUGGGGCAAGUAUGUGACCAUCAAAUGGUUUAGUCUGGUCUACAUGCUCGGUAUCACGAUCUUGUUCGUCACUAGCCUUCCUUGGAGUAUCCAGAGCGGUGUAGCGUUUCCCGGGCUCGUCGCUGCGAUGCUCAUCAUUGGUCUUGGGACUGGUGGCAUCAAGAGUAAUGUCUCUCCUUUGAUUGCCGAGCAGGUACGGUCAACAAAACCUUUUGUCAAGACGAUGCGUGGAAAGCAAGUCAUUGUGGACCCAGAACUUACGGUGCAACGCGUGUACAUGAUGUUUUAUGUCUGCAUUAACUUGGGAUCUGUUUCAGCGAUUGCCACAACCAUGCUGGAGUUACAUGUUGGCUUCUGGAGCGCCUACCUUCUUCCGUUUGUCAUGUUCUGUGUCGGCUUCAUAGUACUUGUACGUGGAAAGAAACAGUACAUCAUCAGGCAGCCACAAGGGGGUGUUAUUGGGAAUUGUUUCCGUGCUCUCUGGAUUGCAUCAAGGAAUGGGGGAAAUCUGGAUACAGCAAGACCUUCUGCACAAAGAGGUCACAGAAGAAUUGCCUGGGAUGACAGGUUCAUCGACGAACUCAAAACCGCGCUGGUAGCAUGCAAGGUUUUCCUCUUCUUUCCAAUAUAUUGGGUCACAUACUCACAGAUGAUGAACAACUUCGUUUCUCAAGCUGGACAAAUGGAGCUGCAUGGACUGCCCAAUGACAUACUGCCGAACAUUGACCCUAUUACGAUCAUUCUUAUGAUCCCGUUGAUGGAUCGGCUGAUCUACCCGUUCCUCCGCACCCGCCUUCAUCUUGCCUUGACGCCCAUUACACGUAUAACACUAGGGUUUCUAGUCGCCUCCCUUGCGAUGCUGUAUGCUGGUGUUCUUCAAUGGUACAUUUACGCAGCCCCACCGUGCUACGAUUAUCCUCUGAAAUGUGAUGCUGGUAAGCUAGCGGAUGGCAAGCUGGAGCCAAAUCGGAUUCACGUCGCAUGGCAGACGCCGGCAUAUAUACUUGUUGCUCUAAGUGAAAUUCUCGCAAGCAUUACCGGGUUGGAGCUAGCAUAUGCAAAAGCACCCGAGAAUAUGAAGAGCUUCAUUAUGAGUCUCUUUCUACUUACUUCGGCUGGGGGGAGCUUGUUGGGUAUUUUGAUUGCGCCUUUUGCUAAGGAUCCACAUCUCCAGUGGCUGUACUUUGCCUUGGCUACUGCUGCAGCUAUUACGGGCUAUGCCUUUCAUCGGAUGUUCAAAGAUGUCAAUCAAGGAGUGCCCGUGAACAAGGUCGUCGAGAGUGCAGAAGAGUUUGAACUACUGGAUCGAAGGAGCGGAGAUGAUGACGAAUAA
Molecule: messenger RNA, 1764 nt
Organism: Plenodomus lingam JN3
Lineage: Eukaryota; Fungi; Ascomycota; Dothideomycetes; Pleosporales; Leptosphaeriaceae
Biological process (GO): transmembrane transport; oligopeptide transport
Cellular component (GO): plasma membrane; fungal-type vacuole
Molecular function (GO): tripeptide transmembrane transporter activity
Source: RefSeq, a predicted model, not a curated record